CUGCCUUGGCAACCACCUGAAACAUUAGUCGAGAAAACUUUUUGAAUUGACUCAAAAAACAAAUAGGAUAAACAAAAUAUAUAUCGAAAGGCAUGGACGGCUCAAUAGGCGAAAAUGCGGACCUGACGGGGGCGGAUGGUGAGGAGGAGGAUCUUAAUGACGAUUACAAUGUGUCCUUUAUGCAGGACAUCAUCACACUCGAACACUCCUUUGGCUACGACUGCAAGCGUCUGUUUAAUCUGAUUUCGGUAGAUGAUGACACAUUGCUCUUUGCAUCCGGCAACUUCUUGCAUUACUUUAGCAUCUCAAAGGGCGAGGUGACCUUUCGCGAGACCGUCUUUGGCUGCGGCAUUGGCUUUAUUGCCAAAAAUGAACGUCCCGAGUUUAGUCAUCUCUUUACUGUUGGUGAAAAUGGACCCAAGCCAACGAUCUUCAUCUACUCGUAUCCCUCUCACGAUAUCCACACAAAACUCUUGAAUGCAGCCAAAAAUUGCUUCACUGCCGGCUCCUACAAUUCGACCGGCGACCUCUUCGCGUCGCAGGCUGGCUAUCCGGACUUCAUUAUCACCAUUUGGCGCUGGCAGCAGGCGGAGGUGGUACUGCGUGCCAAAUCGUUUCAGAGCAAUAUACUUUAUGUGCACUUCUCCGAGUAUAAUCCUAUUUUGCUGUGCUCCGCCGGUCUUAGCCAUAUUAAGUUCUGGAAGAUGGCUAACACGUUUACGGGCUUAAAGCUGAAAGGAGAUCUGGGACGGUUUGGCAAAACGGACUUUAGUGACAUCUGUGCGAUGUAUAUGCUGCCCGAUGAGAAUGUCAUCUCGGGCAGUGAUUGGGGCAAUAUUCUCCUAUGGGAAGCAGGUCUCAUCAAAUUCGAGGUCUGUCGCAAGGGUCGCAAGCCGUGCCAUACGAAGCCCAUCACACGGAUCACCAUGUCGAAUGGAGAGGUCACAACCGUUGGCAUGGAUGGCUACGUGCGUGUCUGGUAUUGGGAAACAGUGGACUUGGCCGAUCCGCCGGAAGACGAUCUCUUUGUCGAAAUCGAUCCCAUCUAUGAGUUCAAAAUCUCCAACGUCGAGCUGCGCGCCAUGCAGAAAAUCAAACCGUUUGAUAAAAAAGAUUUCGGGUACUAUGCUCAGGAUGGACUGGGCGGAAUUUGGUUCUGCGAUAUCAAUACCUUUGAUGUGCCGAGACCACCCAAGCAGAUCUACUCCUGCGUGGGCGGACGCGUGCUGGCUGCCCAAAUGUCAGCCAUAUCGCCUCAUCUCUUAGCCCUCUCCGAGACUGGCAAGCUCUUCGUCUAUGAUUUCGAGCGACGCAAGUUGCUGUUGGACAAACAGUUCGCCUCGAAUGGUGUGGACAUACUUUGGCUCGACUCGCAGAUAUCCAGCUUUGGCACAGAGUUGAUUGCUGGAUUUGAAGACGGCAUACUGCGACAGCUCUUUCUCGAUCUCAGCAAUCCGAACAAGGCGUCCAUUCAGCUGAUACGCGCCUACAAGGCACACACAGCGCCCAUCACCUGCCUGGGGGUGAACCGUAUUAGCACACUCUUGGUCAGUGGAGCGAAGGACAAAACCAUGUUCAUCUAUCGUUUGAGCAACGAUGCCGAGAAGUUGGUCCAGCUGAACCCGCUUGGCUUUGUGGAAUUUAUGGCCGUGCCCAAUUGCUUCCACUGGCACCAGCAAGAGUCCUCGGUGGUGCUGUGUGGGUGCGUGACCGGCGAGGUCUAUGAGUAUAACAUACGCGUGAAUGUAACCGCAGCGGAGACAUAUCUGAGCUACAAUAUCACGGACCCGAGUCGCUUGCGCAGCACCCGCUUCGUCUCGGUGAAGAGUCGCAUACGGCGGGACUUGAGGCGCGAGAUGAUUAAAAAGCGCAAGGAUAAGAAAAAGGAGCGUAAGCUACGCGAAAUCGAAAAGCUGAAGAAGGCGAAUCCUGGCUUACAAAUCGAUUUGGAAAGCGCACUGGCCGAUUCGGAACCAGAGGAAGAGGAGGAGCCGCUCCACAUACCCGCCAUACCCAAUCGCGUCAUCUGGCUGCGCUACACGGAACGCAAUACCAUCUGGGUCUCCAUGGCGGGCUACGAUGCCGGCUACCUCUAUGAGCUUGACUUUGACAGUCCGGAGCCAAAGUACUGCACGCUGAUUGCGGAUGCGGACGACAUUGAAAUACACUGCUACUACAUCCUCGAAGAGUUCAUUCUGUUUGGUCUGAUGAACGGCAGCCUCCGCAUUAAUCACAUAAAUUCGGAGAACUUCACAGAUCUGUCCGACUAUCGCACGUAUCCGAUGCACGAUGCCCUCAAAGGCACCAUUCCUGCUAUAUUAAGCAGCUACAAUGGCGAAUAUCUGGUCACCAUUGGGUUCGACGGCAACAUCUUUCUGUACAAGUGGAAUGGGCCGAAGUAUGUUCGCAGUUCACUGUGGUCGAAGUUGCCGGGCUUGCCCAGUCCAAGAACUGUGGAGGACAUUACCGAUCCGGAGGAGCCGUCGCUGGAGCAGGUAAAGAUCAAUGCGGAGCUAAAACGUCAGCAGGAAGCAGCCGAGGCACACGAUCGUGAUGUUCUAGCCAAGAUUGGGUUACUGCAGUCCACAUACUUCGACAUCAUCAAGAAGAAUGAUGAGCUACCACCAGGCUUACGUGUGUCGGACAAAGAGUUGCUGCUUGAUCCGCGCAUCACGCAACAAAUCCGGGACGAGCUGCAGGCCGAGCUUGACGAUGUGCGUGAGGAUCUCGCCUAUGAUCUGGAGGUUGCCCAGGUCGGUCACCAGAAGCUCUACAAUCAUUUUCUCAAGUGCUUGGAGCAUAUACCCUUUACUGUUACGCCGCUCUACGCCAACAUAGAUCCCGUAUGCACAUUUCGCGUGGAGGCUUUGGGCGAGGACUUUGAGCAAAUCAAGCGCGACAUUGAGGAACGGCUUAGGAUGGAACACGAUAUGCGCUUUACCGAAAUGGUAGCCUCUGACGAAAAGGAGGAUAUAAUGGGCGUACCACCCACUGAGACGUUCUUCUUUGGCCGAGAGCCACAGGCAAUUACGCCACGUUUUAGCAGAAAGAUGAUGCGUUUGCUGCAUCGCUAUCGAGAUAGGCAAAUGUACGAGGUGCGCCGCAUAUUCGAUUGGGAGAAGCUGGAGCGCCAGAAGCCCGAUCCGAAUCGCAAUCAUCCCGACGACGAUGCCGAGAUAGCGGCCGCAAUGCGAAAUCUGGGUGACUAUAAGCUAAAGAUUGGUGACGAAUAUGAGCCAAAGACCACGGAUAACCUGACGGCCAAGUAUAUUGAGAUUGUUAAAUGCAGAGAGGAAUACUUCAAUAUGCUCGACAAGUACAACCAUCGGGUGAGAUCGCUGAGGGAACGCAAAAAGGCGAUAAUGCACAACAUCGCCAAGCGUCGUACACGAUUACAGCAAAUACACCAAUAUCUGCCGGAGACGAAUCGUAUGAACAUGCGGCAGAUCAAUGAGAUUGACAUCGAAAACGAGUAUCCAGAGACGAAUCUCAUCGAGCACUUUACGCCCGGUUGCGGUAUUAACGUGGAUGAUAUACUCAGCUUGGAUGUUACCGUUGACGAGCUAAUAGCCGCAAAGACCCCACAAGUUACCGUCUCGCAAGUUAGUCUUUACGAUAUGGAUAACUACGCCAACGCGGCAAUGCGUGAGCAGAUCAAAUUCAAGGCGCUCCAGAUCAGCAAGUUGUCGAGUACAUUGCCACCGACCGAAAUGCUCCAGUAUAUAGAGAGCCUACCCUUGAACACAGAUCCAAUUUACUACGAGUUAGAUGAAGAGGGCAACGGACCCCUGAUCCAGGAGAUGAGACAUCGCUGGCUACGCGUUCUGGUUGUCGAGCAGUUGCUUAUGCUGGCCGAUGUCGAUGAGGAGAUACGCCUGUUCGAUUUGUCCUUGGAGAAGCUGCAGUCCGAACGCAUUAAUAUCAAAAUGAACGCCGAGUUUCUUUCUUCUUAUCUGAUCACGCUCAAUCAGGAGCUCUACAUACUGCGCGACAGCGAGGAGAUCGAGACACAACUACUCAUGAAUGCCAAGCACGCCAUGAGCACACGCAACGAGCUGCAACUGGUGAUCAAUGCAACCAAUCGACAGCUGGAGGACCUGCGCAAGAACAUAGAAAAACUCAAUGACCAAAUUGUGGCACUGCAGCAGAACUUCCUCAUCACGGUGAAAGGGCACAAGUUCUAUGAUUUUUUGCGACGCAUCUUCAAGAAAAAAUGGCGUCCGCCGAAGCGUGUACAUGGCGACGACGAAGAAUCAUCUUCGUCCUCUUCCUCGUCGUCGUCUAGUGAGGAUGGCGCCGCCGAUGCUCAAAGCAUUGACUCUUUGGACGUAACCACAAUACGGCUGGACGAGGCCACUUGUCCCAGCGGCUUGGAUCGCUCCGUCUACGAGUGGUCCUUCGCAAUGCGCGCAGAUCGUCAUGCCCUCGAGCGCACCUUGGCUGAGUGCCAUCGUGACGUGGAGCGCAAACGUCGUGAGAUUGCCGAAAUGCAGACCAAAAUGAAGUACCACGAGGAGGUGUACCAGCGGGAGAAGAAUACGCUGCUCGAGUUUCGGCGCAACAGGCAGCACGAGAUCAACAAGGUGCAGAUCAGCACGAUUCUGCGCAUGGAUCAGCUGCAGCAUUUUCGAGAGGGCGAGGACUACAGGGAUGUCUCCAAUGCCAUUCUCUUCGAUGCUGACAUUCUGGUGGAGCUGCGUCGACGUGCCGAGAAGCUGCAUGAAGAGACGUUAGCUACGAAACGCUGGCAUCGCAUCAACUUCAUUCACUUGCGUCGCAUGACUCGGGAUAUUAAGUUCAUGAAAUUCGAGAUAACGCGCCUGGAGGAGGAGAUCAAGCAGGCCAUGAUGAAACGCUUCGGACUGAUCAUCAAUCUGGAUGAGCUGGAAGAGGAGGUGUUGCGACGCUACAUCUUCGAUCUGGAGACAACGGCCGAGGAGGAGAUGCGAGCCCUCGAAAAGGAGCUGCGCAGAAGGCAGCUUGAGCUCUCGCGCUGCGAGGAGGAACUGGUGCAGGAGACGCAGAACAACACGGAGAAGGUGAACAUACAGACGGUGCUGCGGGAGCAGAAGAUCGUGUUGGACGUCCUGCUAGAUAUCCAGGAGCGCAAUUAUAACAAAUGGGCUAAUCCACAAGUGCUUAAUCUUAGCUACGACAUCGAGAAGCUAAUGGGCAUUGACAAUCAGCUGCUGCAGCAAAUCGAGAGUUUGGAACGUGAGAUCUGUACGCUACGCCUGAAAGCCAAGCCACUGCAGAUCAACGAGCUUUUUCCGCAACAGACGGAUGUCGUCACCACGGAGAUUUUGCCGAUGGAUGCGGAGAUAUGUCCUGCCAUACUCAAUGUGGACGCAUAUAUGCUGCCACCGAUGCCGGAUGAGUUUAUCAUGGAUCGCGUUCACACGAUCGUACAGAAGAACUUCAAUCAUCUGCUCGGCCGACAUACAACGGCAGAGAACGUGAGAAAAUUCGCGCAAAGAUCUUCGCUUUAUCUUUGCCAGGCGGCGUACAACUUCCAGGGCAUGUAUACGGAUCGCAUAGCCGAGUGCAUCACGGAGCACCUGGAAACUAUUGUGCCAAAGAAAUACUUCAUACACAUCAGCGCCGAGGAUCUUCGCAAGCUUUUCAAAGAGGUGAUUGCCGUCUUUGACUAUGAACGCUCCGAUGUGAACACCGAAGAAUUGAUCUCGGGCAUCUUUGAUCAUGCAAAGGAUUCGCUUUGCGGUCGUCCUGCCUCUGAGGUGGUCAAUCGCACCCAGUUCCUGGUGCUGCACAUAUUCAAAGAGCUGAUCGAGGUGCUACCUUUCGAAGAGUUCCAGGCAGAUGAAACGAUACGAAUUAUUGUGGACAUACUGGAGCGCGAGCCCAUGAUAGAUCCACGUGCCAUCAACAUCGAAGAGCUGAUAGAAAAUACGCUGCGCUAUGCCCGUGAGAAUCUGCUGGAUGAUAUUACGGCGCUGCCCAUCCGCAAGCUGGGCUGCGACAUACAGAAGGAGCUGCUAAAGAGGCGCCAGUACAAGCAACCCAAUUGCCAAUCUCCGCUGGCAGUGAGAAUUGCCAGCAAGAAGCCCCCAUCAAGUACAGGAUUACCAUUUUAAGGCAAGAUCCGCAAGAUUCCGGACUCCUCUUUCAUCUUUUCUGCCUGUUGUAAACCAAAUACAGAAUCUAUCUGACUAUUCUAUUGAUAUAGAACGCGUUAACAAUUUGCUACAGGAUUGAAGUCGUUGCCAAUUAGUGAAUUGAGGGUUCCAAUGCACUCUGAUUGGACAGCAAUAAUAUAUCCCAUUACUAAAAGGAUUGAAGUGCCACACCGUAUACGGGACUUCUUUUUGAAGGCUCGGUAGAAGAAAUCUACAUUUAUUUUGUUCUAC
Messenger RNA from Drosophila hydei, 6368 nucleotides. Its product is annotated as cilia- and flagella-associated protein 44. The transcript has 9 exons. The record is from RefSeq and is a predicted model, not a curated record. Gene Ontology annotation, molecular function: protein binding. Bases 93 to 6095 code for a protein of 2000 amino acids. Lineage: Eukaryota; Metazoa; Arthropoda; Insecta; Diptera; Drosophilidae.